Messenger RNA from Callorhinchus milii (elephant shark), 2796 nucleotides. It is a transcript of the gene ndufaf7, whose product is annotated as NADH:ubiquinone oxidoreductase complex assembly factor 7. The record is from RefSeq and is a predicted model, not a curated record. Bases 158 to 1513 code for a protein of 451 amino acids. Lineage: Eukaryota; Metazoa; Chordata; Chondrichthyes; Chimaeriformes; Callorhinchidae. The transcript is spliced from 11 exons. Gene Ontology annotation, biological process: mitochondrial respiratory chain complex I assembly. Gene Ontology annotation, cellular component: mitochondrion. Gene Ontology annotation, molecular function: protein-arginine omega-N symmetric methyltransferase activity.
UCUGACGGGUUGGAGGGUCGCAGGUCAGAAACUCGGCAACUGCCGCUUCACUGUAACAGAGAGAGACCCGCGUCUGCCCCGUCUAUUACCCUGGACUCUCUCUGUGGGCGACUCCUGUUGUUUAUUAAAUUUAAGAGAUGUCUUAAGAGACAAAUUCAUGAGGCUUUUACGAUAUCCACGUUUUUGGGGGCAAAUUUGCCACAAUCUUCCUAGAACAGGACCUUCAGUAUUUGGGAGAUGGUUUACAAGUGGAUGGAGAAGGCCAUGCUCCAGCACAGCAGAAAAUCUAAAAGAAAAUGAUCCUGAUACAUCAGUGUUAAAGCAUCUCAUUUCAAAAAUAAAAUCAACAGGUCCCAUCUCAACAGCAGAAUAUAUGAGAGAGGUUUUAACUAAUCCUGCUACGGGUUACUAUUGCCACAAUGAUGUACUAGGAGCACAAGGAGAUUUUAUUACAUCACCUGAGAUCAGUCAAAUCUUCGGAGAGUUACUAGGAGUGUGGUGCAUCAGUGAGUGGAUAGCUGCUGGGAAACCGAAGACAUUUCAACUGGUUGAACUUGGGCCUGGCAGAGGUACUUUAACAAGUGAUGUGAUAAAGGUAUUCAGCCAACUCAGUUCUGUACUGAGUAAAUCUGAGAUUUCUGUUCAUUUGGUUGAAGUGAGCCCAAAGAUGAGUGAAGUUCAAGCACAGCUUUUGACUGAAGGAGAGUUGCAUUUAUCACACAACCCAAGCGAUAUAGUUUAUAAAAGAGGUAGUACCAAAACAGGUCUUCCAAUCUUCUGGUACAGGGAUCUGCAAGAUGUACCUAAAGGUUUCAGCUUUUAUCUUGCACAUGAGUUUUUUGAUGCCCUUCCAAUCCACAAGUUUCAGAGGACCCAGAAGGGAUGGCGUGAGUUGCUGAUUGAUGUUGAACCUAAGGUACCAAACAAGUUGCGGUUUGUUCUAGCACCUUCUGCCACACUGGCUUCAAAAACGUUGAUUCAGAGAGAUGAAGAAAGGGACCACGUAGAGAUUUGUGCUGAGGCUGGGGUUAUCAUCCAAAGACUGGCCAGCCGAAUCACUGAAGAUGGGGGAGCAGCGCUGAUAGCUGAUUAUGGACACAAUGGAACAAAGACAGACACCUUCCGAAGUUUCCGUGGCCAUAAGCUCCACGAUGUCCUGACGGCACCGGGAACCGCAGACUUGACGGCAGAUGUUGAUUUCAGUUAUUUUAAAAGAAUGGUGGAGAGCAAGGUGGCCUCUUUGGGACCAAUUGCACAGCAGCAAUUUCUGAAGAACAUGGGUAUUGAUGUGAGACUUCAGGUACUCCUGAGAAACUCAAAUAAUCCAAUUACACAAAAGCAACUGCUGGAUGGAUAUGACAUGAUUAUGAACCCUGAAAGAAUGGGAGAACGGUUCCAGUUUUUUGCUCUAUUGCCUCACUCGAGACUCUUAACUUCAGUACGAGGCAAGAGGACAGAGAGACCUGUGCCAACAGCACCACCUGUGGCAGGGUUCAGCGAACUGCAAUUCUGAGAAGGCAGUUUUGGAACUAAAUUCACUUCAUUGCCUAUAUACUCAUUGGAGUGAAACAAACCUGCAAGUUUGAGGUGAAGUGGGUGAUAACUAUUGUGAUCAAGUUUAGGAUUCUUCACAUUUGUCGUGAAGUAAGUGCAUGUGCCCGAUCAGAACACAAAAUUGCUAAUAGUUUUUUUGAAUAUGUGCACCUCUUACAUUUCCACUUUGUUUUUUUCUUUUUUCCUCAUCUCUCUGCCUCAAAAUAUUUCUCUUUUCUCCUUUGCGAGGCUUUUCACCCAAAGGUCAAUGAUGUUUCCUCUCUCUUUUGACAUUAAAAACUAUUGUGGAAUAAAAAACAUAGACCACACAAAUAAUGAACAGUAAUCAGUACAGGUUUUAUUACGAGCUUUAUUACAAGCUUACCGGUAAGGGGAAGCACCCAAUCAGGUUCCCAAGUCACCCGAGAUGGUACUUCCAAAGAAUGUAUAAAAACAAAUUCUUUUUCUUAACAGAUUAUGUGGCAUUUUACAACCAAUGAUUAUUUCUUACCAUGACCCGUGACAAUUCUGCAGCAUUUUCACAUCCAAUCAUAGCAAUUGAAAGUUUUCCUUUGUCUGCUAUAAUUUCACAUACUCAUAUCAGAGUCAUGUGAUCUUACCUGACCCUGAAGAGUGGUACCAUCUGGUUUUAACAAUCAUCUCUUCUAGUCUGGAAAAGGGUUGGAAUGUCUAAGUCUUUGUGUACAGACAUUGAGUAAGACCACUGUAUAAGGCUAUGUGGCAACACUGUGCACGUGCUUCAGUUAUCUAUCACGUGAACCAACCAUGCACGUUGUCAGGGUCGUAUAACCUCUGUAGGCUGAUGGUACUUUUAAUGUCACCUUCCACAAAAGCCAGACUUCUCAGUGCAGUGUUUUCCUUGUAUAGCACUUUGCUCCUCUAUUUUUACCACCAUCUUUCAAUCCAAAGGAAGCAAAUAACUUUAACCCAUUGGUAAUCAUUUGAACAAAUAAAAGCAUAGCUUUUAAAGCUAAGUCAGAAUGGACAGAUAUGACAUAUUAAAUUACAUACACACAAUAUUUUGAACAAGAUCUUUCUCCCACAACACAUUAGAUGCAAUUUGAAGCUCGCCUUCACAGUUGCAACAAUGUACUUUGUUUCACCAUUUGCUAAGAGAAGCAAGCACCUCCUCAUGUCCAGUUUCCACUUUAUCAAUCUACUUGGGUUCAUUGAGUGAGAUUGCCCAAUGUCAUGUAGGCUCCGGCCUGUUCCACGUCCCCCGACCCACGCCUUUGGGGGGAG